Messenger RNA from Caenorhabditis remanei, 921 nucleotides. RefSeq lists its product as uncharacterized. The transcript has 3 exons. NCBI's taxonomy places the organism in Eukaryota, Metazoa, Nematoda, Chromadorea, Rhabditida, Rhabditidae. The coding region runs from base 1 to 921 and encodes 306 amino acids. The record is from RefSeq and is a predicted model, not a curated record.
AUGCCGGAUUCUAUCUCCGAUAAAGAGUCGUCGUUCGAGUUCGUCGAUGACACGGAUGCGUCUGAUGGGGAGCUGGAGCAAGUUCCUGCCUUGUCAUCAAAAAACUCGAAUGAAGCUUCUGACGACAUGGAAGAUCGAGUUAUCAAACCAGAUCAGACCGUAGCUCACGAAUGUAUUUCCCAAGUUCUCAAAAACAUUAUUGCUCCAGCGAAAACACCAUUAACCGCUACUGACAGAACUUUGUUCCUUAAAGUUAUCCUUUUCUUUCAAAUUGUAGCCUGUGUAGCUCUCUUCGCACUUUUUUGCUCAAUGAUUAUAGCUGAUAAAAAUAUCCAGCGACUCGAGAUUUCCAACAGAGACAAGAUUAUCGAGGAACUGAAGAACGAUAAAAUAUACUUUCAACGCGAGGUUUCCGCAAGAGACCAGAUAAUCAAAAAUUUCCAGCAACGCAAGAUUCCCGCAGAAGAUAAGAUCAUCGAAGAACUGGAGAAAGUUAAGAGAGACUUGCAGGAAGUGAUUGACAGAGCCGAUAUGAAAGACCGAAAAGCCAGUUUCGAGAAGAUCAAAUGCUUGGAGGAUAUCCCGGAAGAACUGAUGGACAAGUGGACUCCAGACGAGAGCAAGUUUGAAGGAAGCUCAGGAUUUGAAUCGGUCGAUCAAUUUUUCCCCAAGAGUCGCCCAGUUAUCACAAAAGUAUCUGAAGACCGAAUGAUGAUCCAGUUGGUUGGUUAUAAUACACCGAAGGUGUUCUCGAUGGAAGGCUCGUGUAUCUAUAAAAUGUGGAGCGAUGAAGACGACUACGACUACGUUGCGCAGGUUUCCGUGGAAGAAGGUCUGCUGUAUAUUAACUGGGGAGGUCGGUUUACACCGAAAGGGAAAAAGGUCAAGCUCGUCUACAGUAUGCCGGAGGAAUAUCUGUAA